Molecule: messenger RNA, 1491 nt
Organism: Tetrahymena thermophila SB210
Lineage: Eukaryota; Ciliophora; Oligohymenophorea; Hymenostomatida; Tetrahymenidae
Exons: 1
Source: RefSeq, a predicted model, not a curated record
AUAUAAAAUAUCAUUCUAAUGCUAUUCAUAGCAAAUUUUCUUUUUAUUCUAUUCGAAUUUGUUGUAAAUAUUCCUCUCCUUAUUUAGAGAUAUAAAUGGGCCAGGAAUAUAUUAAUAGAAUAAACUUCCCACUUUUUAGAAUGGCUUAAUCGUAAGAAUAUCUAAAAACGCUAAAACUUCUUGCUAAACAUGCUAAGUAUUGAUAAAAAAGAUGAACAUGUAAUUAACAUGAGUGAAAAUAAAACCAAUCAAUCUGAUUAAAGUAACUACUAUUUUAAAAACUAAAAAGACAUUAUUCAUUUAUUGACUGGGCAUGAUCUCAAAUAAGUAAAAUAAUCCAAUCAAGAAUUAGACAUUAUUGAUCUUGAAAUUGACGAAGAAGAAGUUAAUUUAAUCAAAUAAAGAUCAAAACUAAGCUCGAAUAAUCUUAAUCUGUUGCCUCAAGAUAUGAAUUUAGUGGGAUUAAGAGAAAUAGAUAACAAAUAGAAUGAUAAGCAAAUUAUAAAAGAAUCAGGAGGGAAUAAAAAUUAAAUAGAAGGAGGUUUAGUUGAAGGAAAUUAGGGAGAUUAAAUAGAUAAAAAAGAUACUAAAAUAGAACAACAGCUUAUUAACUUAGAUUUACUAAAAGACAAACCCUAAGAAAAAAUUAUUUUAGACAAAGAAUUAGUUCUUCCAAACAUAAAUAUCCAAAGAAAAGCCUAAUAGCAUCAUCGUCUUUAUUUAAAAGAUGAAAUAGGAAUUGAUAGAUUUAGAGUUUUUGGAGAAUUUAGAGGGAACAAAUUUUCUUUAAGUAUGCAAGGUCAUCCACCUUAAACGAAUUUAAACAAUGGACUAUACGAUAUAUACGAGUAUGAUGAAUUUGUGAAUGAAGUCUUAUUAAAAGAAGAUAAUGAAGAUAGUUUUGAAGUGAUUGAUUUCAUGGAUAGAAACCAAUAAUAUUUCAGGAAUAAGCUUGAUAAAAAUUCUCAAUAAAUGGGUUUCAUGCAAUAGCAAAAUAUAAAUAAUUAAUUCCAUAUAUAUCCAGAUAAAAAUGAUGCCCAAGAUAAAAUUAAUCAUGUAAAUUAAAACCCUUUCUAACAAAGAGGAGAAAUACUAGAAUAAGCCUCAAGACAAGUAAGAGCAUACUUCGACAUGGAGACAUAAGGUAAAUUUAAGAUACUUAAGAAAAAAGAUAUUAAUACUGGUAGAACUUAUACAAUCGCUCUUCCUUUGUCUGUAGAUAUACAAAAUAAAAGGUAAGCAUUAGCAAAUAAAAUUCUAUCCAUGAAACCUAAUGCUAUAAUUAAUGAAUCUAAUCAGUAAAGUGUAAGUACCCUAUCCAAAAUUAAUAACCCAGCAAAUAAAUAAAACAAGUCAGUAGUUUUAAAUGCAUGGUAAUAAUAACAAUCAAACAUUUACUAAAAUAACAAAAAAUGGUGAAACAUAAAUAGUGUUAACUAAUUUAUUUGUUGUGAUUUUAUUUUUUAAAUACAAAAAAUGUUAUGAUUUCCC